GUUGCCAUGCCAAACCAAGUAUAGUGAGAAGCCGGGAUAUAACAUCCCUUUUAGAGAGUGGGCGACACCCAAUAAUUUUGGGUAAAAGGGUGACCGUUACUCCCUUCAAUGGUGUGUCACUCCCCACAAGAUAUGAUUCCGUAUUUGAAGUUAAUCAUUCAGAUCCCACUUGGGAUCGGUUGCGAAAAUG
Cuscuta campestris is the source of this 190-nucleotide messenger RNA. Lineage: Eukaryota; Viridiplantae; Streptophyta; Magnoliopsida; Solanales; Convolvulaceae. The record is from the annotation of a GenBank genome assembly.